Molecule: messenger RNA, 1117 nt
Organism: Xylaria bambusicola
Lineage: Eukaryota; Fungi; Ascomycota; Sordariomycetes; Xylariales; Xylariaceae
Exons: 1
Coding region: 298-1044 (248 amino acids)
Source: RefSeq, a predicted model, not a curated record
GUGUUAUUCGAGGAUGAGUACGGCCGGUUUCUCAUGAUGGUGUUAUUUCUCUAAUAUAUAAGUUCACAUGUGCACCUUGGGAAUCUGCUCCUUUGCCAAUGCUGUUGAGCCUCGAGUAGCACGGACGUAACCUGCGUACGAACCCAGCAGUCCAUCCCUCGAUAUCGUCUUCUCAAUACAGCCUCUCCCUUUCAGCAACUUCUUCUGCAAGAUCUCACUUCCCUAUCACCAGCCGCUUCGCAGCCAUUCCUCCUUACCAGCUCUUCCGUGACAAGUCCAAUACAAGCAGCCUAGAAGAUGGCCGGCGAUAGCAAGAGCACCAAGAGUAGCGGGAGCAAGCAUAGUAAGAGUAGCAAGGACAGCAAGAGCCACAGCAGCAAAAGCGGUCGUAGUAGCCAUCACAGUAGCCACCGGGCCGAAGGGAGCGGCAGCAGGCCCGAAGGCAGCCACAAGUCAUCCUCUCACCACGGCUCUGCAUCAGGAAGUCACAGAUCCGGCGGAAGCAGCCACCACUCCAGUCAUCACUCCAGCCAUCACUCUAGCCAUCACUCCAGCAGUCAUACCCCCAGCCACGCCUCCAGUCGCAGCAGCCGAAGAAGCAGCGCCGGCACCGCGUUAGCAAGCUCCUUGUCCGGCGGGUCAUCUGAAGAGCCGCACUACAACCUCUUCGCGCGGAUGAUGCGCCACUCGAUCAUCCCGCGAGACGUCCACUCCAACCGCGUCGCGAUCAGCGGAUACGACGAUAACCCGGCGCUAUACGACACCAUGAGCGCGGUGUACGGGCUGAACAUCUGCCAGAGGCAAGACGUGCCGCAGUACGGGGAGUACGUGGCUGCUCCUGUUCCUGAUGCGGACGAUUACGAUUACGCGUAUUAUGAUAGUGUCCGGGUGGAGGAGCCUAAUGAGAAUGGGGAAGAGGAGGAGGAGGAGGAGGAGGAGGAGGAGCAAGCUGCGUCGCGCCACGGUAGUGCGAGCGCGAGUCGUCACAGCGGUCGGAGUGGCCGUAGUGGCCGUAGUGGCCGUAGUGGCCGUAGUGGUCGUUAGGGGAAUCAUUCGUGUUGUGUCAUUCUGGGUACUUUUGCUGAAUUCGCUUACGACAUGUACGAUAAUAGGGGAA